Melampsora larici-populina 98AG31 is the source of this 588-nucleotide messenger RNA. RefSeq lists its product as uncharacterized. The record is from RefSeq and is a predicted model, not a curated record. Bases 1 to 588 code for a protein of 195 amino acids. The transcript has a single exon. NCBI's taxonomy places the organism in Eukaryota, Fungi, Basidiomycota, Pucciniomycetes, Pucciniales, Melampsoraceae.
AUGACUAUUGGAGAUAUAUUAGAAUUUGGAGAGCUCAAUAUUGGUCAGACCUCACUUGCACACAGGAAGGAAGUCCCAAGGAAGAUGGAAAUUUUGUAUGAGAACUUUGUACUUCAAAACAAUGUGUUGCCAUGGCAUGAUUCUCCUGAAAGAGCUUGGCUAGAAAGUCAACCUGAACUUUGGAAAUUAUAUCAAGAGAGAUUCCAAGUUGUCAUAUUGGCCUUUGAAACCCUGAACUCAAGCCAUGUCUAUACACUAUUGUCAUAUGAUGUUGGAAACAAUAUGCAUGCCUGGUGGCAUUUUGGAGACUAUUUGAUGUGGAUUGAUGAAGGUCUUGAUCAUCAACUGAUUAUGGAGAUAGGAGACUCAUUGAAGCUAGGAAAAGACAGGGCCAAUAAUGCCAAGAUACUUGCAAGUGUAAACUGGAAAAAGAAACUAGAGAGGUAUGAUCAUGAAGCAAAACUAAAAAUAAAAACUUACUUUGAAAAGAGAAGGAUCUUAUAUUGUUCAGAGCUACAGUUCAAAGCACCUUUAUCUACCACUGAGUGGCUCAAGAGAACACUUCAUUUUUUAAUCUCAUGGCUCUGA